GGCUUAAUGAUUUCCAUAAUUGUGGGCGAUUCUGGACCUAUAUAAGUCAGCUAUGGCCGGCAGACAGCAAUCAGUUUUCGCUGGGCCCUUGCUAGUUGAACUUAGUCGGUUGAGAUGUUCAUCAAGCUGCUUCUAAUCAGCCAGCUACUGGCGCUGAGCUACGCUCAACUGUCGCUCGAUGAGGCUAAAAAACAAAUCGAUGCCUCGGCUUAUAGCGACGAGGAGACUACCGAUGCUAAGCAGCUGCCGGAGCCCAGCCUUCCCCUGCAGUACGAUCCUCAUCAUCCCCACAAGAAAGUGACUACCACCACUCCCGAACCAGAAACCACAACUCCAAAGCCAGAGCCCACCACAACGCCUGCAAUACAGCAGGAAGGGGAGGCCACUGCUGCUCCGGAUGACGGAUUGGGACAACUGGACGAUGGCUUGCAACAAAACAAUGAUGGAUCUGCUCUCCCAGAGUCCACCACUCCAGAGCCGGAAACCACCAGCACUACGACGACCACCACUACAACUACCACAGCGCCAAAGUCCCAUAAGCAUGAGCCCCAUUCUCAUCCGCACCCUCACCCUUAUCCAUACCCCAUUCAGUAUCCCUACUCCCACCCCGGACUAAUAUUCUCCGCCGCGGGCCCUAAGCUUCCUCCUCCAUCGGCGACACCGCCCACUCCCAAAGAUGCGGACAAGGAAUCGCCGGAGGUAUCUGGAUACCCCUCCUAUCCGAUCUUCAGGUCACCUUACGCUCCCUACCAACCACCGGUGUUCCCCCAGCCUCGUAACUGGCCAGGCUUUCCGGGAUACGGACCUCCCAGCCCCGGUUUCGGAUACCCUCACAGUCACGAUCACGAGGACGACUCCGGCGAGGAUAAGCACAAGGAUAAGUCAGGGGAAGAGGAUAAAGAGGAUAAAGAGGACGUGGCCCUGAAGCCACCCGGAUUUGGAUACCCGCAGGUCUAUUUCAUUCCGCGAAGACCAGUGAUCUCUGCACCCAGCUUUCCGCGUCCAGGAUCCGGAUAUGGUUCUCCCUACGGCUAUGGACGCUACUAAUACUCUGCGCUGAAUACUGACAGAUAGUCAAUAUUAUGUUAGUCUUAUUUAAUUAUUGAAAUGUACUUCCUAACACAUUAAACACCUAUUAUAAAUUUUA
Molecule: messenger RNA, 1147 nt
Organism: Drosophila erecta
Lineage: Eukaryota; Metazoa; Arthropoda; Insecta; Diptera; Drosophilidae
Product: proteoglycan 4
Exons: 2
Coding region: 115-1047 (310 amino acids)
Source: RefSeq, a predicted model, not a curated record